Molecule: messenger RNA, 1956 nt
Organism: Pelecanus crispus (Dalmatian pelican)
Lineage: Eukaryota; Metazoa; Chordata; Aves; Pelecaniformes; Pelecanidae
Source: RefSeq, a predicted model, not a curated record
AUGGGGCAUUCUGAAUGGGAUCACAAACGAGGACCCAGAGGCUCACAGUCUUCUGGUACCAGUAUCACAGUGGAUAUCGCUGUCAUGGGAGAAGCACAUGGGCUCAUUACAGACCUUCUGGCAGAUCCUUCACUGCCCCCCAACGUGUGUACUUCGCUGAGAACAGUGAGCAACCUGCUUAAUACGCAGUUAACCUUCCAGGCCAUCCACAAGCCAAGGGUGAACCCUUUGGUGUCCUUCAGUGAGAACUACACCUGCUCUGACUCAGAAGAAUGUCCAGAGAAAGGAGAGAAACUAGCUAUUCCCAAGCGCUUACGGAGAAGUUUGCCUCCGGGACUGCUGAGACGAGUGUCCUCAACUUGGACCACAACAACAUCAGCCACAGGAUUACCUACACUGGAGCCAGCUCCAGUGAGAAGGGAUCGCAGUGCCAGCAUCAAACCUCAUGAAUCAUCUUCAUCCAGCACUGACUCCUGGAACAGCUCAAUUCUGAUGACAAUCACGAAGAGCAGGUCCUUCUCCACCUCCUACGCCAUGUCUUCUACCAACCACCUGAAUGCCAAAAGGCAGAGCCGGCAAGGUAUCCCACCAAAUAUUUCACCUCUCACCUCCCCAUGCCAUUCACCGAUUCAGGGGACGCCUGCCACAAGUCCUACCGGAAAAACAUCUUCUGUGUCAUUUCCAGACUCUACAGAUACCAAGCAAGGCUUAAAGCCACACAAAGUCUUAACUUCUACUCAGAGUGCACCUAGCCUCUCAGACCCUAUUAUCAGCCCCUCUGUCAUCUGCAGCAGCUGUGGCAGACCCUAUAACCAAAUAGAAGCUGGUGAUGGGACACUAGAUAGAAAUAAUGGUUCCACACACACCCUGAACAGAACAGAUGAUCCUGCGCAAGCCACUUCUGACUAUGAGACCAACAACAGUGACAGCAGCGAUAUCGUACAAAAUGAUGAUGAGACAGAUUGCUCCAAAGAGCAGACCCGGAAGGGAUCCGUCUGUAGGACGUACACGCCUGAGACCAUCAUUCUCUUGGACAAGCCUGUACUUGCACCUGAGCCUCUGGUUAUGGACAACCUGGAUCCGCUGAUGGAGCAGCUAAAUAGUUGGAACUUCCCAAUCUUUGAUCUGGUGGAAAAAAUUGGAAAGAAAUGUGGUCGGAUUCUCAGUCAGGUAUCAUACAGGCUUUUUGAAGACAUGGGGCUGUUUGAAACCUUUAAAAUACCAGUGAGGGAAUUUAUGAACUACUUUCAUGCCUUGGAAUGUGGAUACCGAGAGAUACCUUAUCACAACCGAAUCCACGCAACUGAUGUUCUACAUGCCGUUUGGUACCUUACUACUCAGCCCAUCCCAGGACUCCCAACUGUGAUUAAUGAUCACGGGUCAGCAAGCGAUUCAGAUUCUGACAGUGGAAUCACUCACGGCCAUAUGGGUUAUGUGUUUUCGAAGACAUAUACACCUACAGAUGACAGCUAUGGAUGCCUAGCUGGCAACAUCCCUGCCCUUGAAUUGAUGGCUCUUUAUGUAGCUGCAGCCAUGCAUGAUUAUGAUCAUCCAGGAAGGACCAAUGCCUUUUUGGUAGCAACGAGUGCUCCUCAGGCGGUGCUGUACAAUGACCGCUCCGUCCUGGAGAACCACCACGCUGCUGCUGCCUGGAACCUUUUCAUGUCAAGGCCAGAGUACAACUUCCUGGUCAACCUCGACCACGUGGAGUUCAAGCAUUUCCGCUUCCUCGUCAUUGAGGCAAUUUUGGCUACUGACCUGAAGAAACACUUUGACUUUGUUGCCAAAUUCAAUGCCAAGGUGAAUGAUGAUGUUGGAAUUGACUGGACUAAUGAGAAUGACCGCUUGCUGGUUUGCCAGAUGUGCAUCAAACUGGCUGACAUAAAUGGGCCUGCAAAAUGCAAAGAUUUACAUCUGCAGUGGACAGAAGGCAUUGUCAAUGAGUUUUAUGAACAG